Nanorana parkeri is the source of this 1611-nucleotide messenger RNA. It is a transcript of the gene TTI2, whose product is annotated as TELO2 interacting protein 2. NCBI's taxonomy places the organism in Eukaryota, Metazoa, Chordata, Amphibia, Anura, Dicroglossidae. Bases 1 to 1611 code for a protein of 536 amino acids. The transcript is spliced from 7 exons. The record is from RefSeq and is a predicted model, not a curated record. Gene Ontology annotation, cellular component: nucleoplasm; centrosome; cytosol.
AUGGCCGCGCCGAGCAGCCAUGUGAUUCCGUAUUUGCUACCUUCUCUCUCCAGCAUGGAGGAAGCCUCGGAGCAGUUACUGUCCCAGGCUGUGUCCGAGCUCUGCUCCUGCCUCGGUCGCUCCGCGAUCACCCCCCGUACCCCGGCCGGCUAUGCAGAGCUUUCCCAGGCCGUGGUCGUAUGGGCAACACCAGGGCCGGACCCGGCCAGUCAGGAGACUGUUCCUAGUAGAGCAUGUGCCGCCGCAAGUGCAUUCCUCCGUUUACUGGAAGCGAUAAAAACCACGUCACGUGACAACCAGAAAGCCAGGGACUCCGAUACCGCAGGGGCGGGGUCAGCACCGAUAGAGACACCUGGAGACCUGUUACAGGACGGGAAGAAAGAGCUUACAAGUGGCAAAGGACAUGUUUCUGAAUCACCCGAGGACAUAUCCUUUAAACAUAAUAAAGAACCACCCUCUAGUGCCUCAUUUGGUUCCCCGGGGGCUGGCUCUCUGGACCCUCACUGUAUCCUGGCUCAUGUUACCUCUCCGCUCCUCCUGCUCUGUGGGGCGCAUAUUGAAGAAAAGCCAUGGACGGAUUUGUGUUCCCGCUCUCUGGCUGGACAGUUGCUGCAAACGCUGUUACGGAUGUGGGACUGCAAAUCUGUAGCUGACCUCCUGAAGGGCCCCGAUAGCCCAGAGCCAGAAUUUGUUAUAUUUAGGGAAGUGUUGGGGCUUCUUGGACCUCGGCUGCGCAAAGACACGUGGGAGUCGCACCCCGAUGCCAAGAUUGUCUUCUCCUGGAUGUUGUAUCGGGUACCCCGGCCCUGGCUCACGGACUUCCUCAGCAGAGUCAUGCCCCCAUCGCUGCUCUUCUCUGAUGACUACAAGCCGGAGAACAAGGUGCUGGGGGUACGAUGCCUCCAUCACAUCAUCAACAAUGUGCCAGCCGCAGACUUGAGGCAGUACAACCGGGCCAUGGUCGUGUAUCAUGCGCUGCGUAACCACCUCUAUACAACAGAGGCCGAGGUGAUUGAGGUGGUCCUGCCCUGCCUGCUGGACUUGUUUCCCGUCCUACAUAAACCUCCGCCAGCUGUGGGAUCAUUCCAGAAGGAUGGGGAGAAUCCAUCAGACCAGGUGAUGCAGCUGAUCCUCACUCACAUGGAGAUGGAGCAUAAGAUAGCCUUGCGUCGCUUGUAUGCCCGCAACCUGCCCGCCCUCCAGGAAAGGCUGGGUGCAAGGAUAGUCCGACACAUGAAAAGGUUGCUGCGUGUCAUAGUUGGUUAUCUGGAAAUGCAUGAUGGGCCAGAAGAAACUGCCCGGCUGUGUAUCCUGGAAACUUUACAAGGAACUAUAAAGUAUGCAUGGCCUAGGAUCCCACCCCGACUAUCACUGCUGGUGAAGGCUCUACUCAAACUGAUCUAUGAGGUUUCAACUGACCCAGGUCAGCAUUCUCAGCCAAUCAGAGAAGCAUUAUUGCAAAGGGCCACAGAAUGCCUGAUACUUCUAGAUUGCUGUUCCAAAGGACAAGUCAAGGUGAGCUGGCAGACUACACAUGGAAUCCCCACAAUUUGUAAGGACCCCGACAUGGUGAAAUGCAUUAGCAGAGUUUUAAAGGAUGAACUCCAGUAA